Molecule: messenger RNA, 705 nt
Organism: Salvia hispanica
Lineage: Eukaryota; Viridiplantae; Streptophyta; Magnoliopsida; Lamiales; Lamiaceae
Product: CASP-like protein 1C1
Source: RefSeq, a predicted model, not a curated record
UCCUACAAAAGAAACCACUAAAUUUUUUGUUGCAACAAGAGUAUUUCAGAGAAAGCUAUGGCCUUUUCCAGGAACAUCCCAAUCUUGGUGCUGAGGCUGGUGGCCUUGGCUGCCGCCAUCUCAGCAACGGCAGUGAUGGUCACCAGCAGUGACUCGGCCACCGUCUUCAACAUGAAAUUUGAAGCCAAAUACUCCAACACUCCCACCUUCAAGUACUUUGUACUGAUGAAUGCAAUUGCAGCUGGCUACACCCUUAUAUUACUCUUCUUCCCUUCCAAAAGCUCAUAUGGCCACUUCAUCUUGGUUCUUGAUUUGCUGAUUUUGGUGCUGCUGGAUUCGAGCAUAUCGGCGUGUGUGGCGAUAGGGCAGGUGGGGAAGAAAGGGAACAGCCAUGCCGGUUGGCUGCCAAUAUGCGACCAAGUGCCUAAGUUUUGUGAUCGAGUGACCGGUGCUAUGAUUGCUGGUUUUGCGGCUCUGCUUGCUUAUUUCCUCAUACUUCUCUACUCCAUUCAUAAUGUUAUGAACCUUUUCAAUCUCACCAACACUUAAAUGUGUCUUUUUCAUCUCACUCUCUCUUCACCUUAUUUCCACCACUUGUAUUAUUUGGCAAAUUUGGGACCAAGCUGGUUGUGUUCUUGUUGGUUUUCAUCUUGCACAAUGAUCAUAUGUAAAGAUGGCAAUAUAAUAUUAUCUACUGGUGUGUGU